UAGCUCCUACCUUGCUUUUCAGCAUCCAUCUCAUCCAUCUGAGAACAUGACACCUGUCAUCACGUCGGGACAACACCGCGACAAAUGUGUUCUGCAAUUUCUCCAAUUUCAGAAAUUUCAUGAUAGUGAAUAUUGAAACAAGUAUAUCGUGUCGGAAAACUGAAAAUAGUUCUGUAAAUGCAAUAAUGCAAUGUUUGCGUAGACACCUGGAACUCGAUUGACCUCGCUGGGGUCCACGCUGGCUCCAGUCGGUAAUUUGAUUAAUUGUGGCGAAUUAAUUCUUGGUGGUAGUCAAUAUCGGUGCCAGGAAGCUGGCCUUUCCAUGCUGCCUGUCUUGUCUGUCUGUGCGUCGACGACAUUUGCACUGAAGCACUCUUGCUGCGUAUGUUAGUCUGUUGCUUGUGAUCGAUUCUUGGUAUUUCCGCUGGAUCGAUUAGCUAUCCCACUUCGACUGGCUGGAUUUGGUGGUCGCUUUGAAGAAUUCAGCUUCUACAUGAUACUGAAGCUACUCAAGGGAGCAUAAUCUGUUGCAGCCUUCGGAUACACUAAAUAUGCUGAAGAUGGAUUGUUCUUUAAAUGAAAAUCUGCGUUGAGCUUGUACGGAAAUGAGCAGUCGGGAGUUGAGAAAAUAUCAACAUCUGUGCUCAGAGAGGGAAAUUAACACUGACCGGUGCAUUGAGACAGCAGCUUAGCUCGUCCAUGUCGUUGCGUUAGUCGCUGAAACGAGCUGGUUCUCUUCAAGGACCUUGACAGUAUCACCAAGCACUGGCUCAUUAUUCCUGGUAACAACCUGUGGCAAAUAAUCUGGAGUUCGUACCGUUAUACUGUGGUGGUCUACUGAAGCGACUUGAAGUUUGGGAUACAUACGUUUUUUUAAAAUCAAAGUGCAACGCCUUAGGAGGGCUUUAUCUUGGAUGCAAUCAAAGCCGUAAAUUGUAGCAGUCUGUGGAGCUUCUCCAAUGUGCCCUUUUUGAAGGUCAACUUCUGCAGUGAGUGAAAGUUGUAGCGAUGGAUGAGUCAGCAAGUGGGCCUGCUGGCCUCAUGCGCCGUAUUGUUCAGCUGGAAAAAGAAAGAGAUGAGCUGCAGCGUGAUAUUGAGACUCUUUGUAUGCAGCAGUCAGGAUUCUCCGGCAGUAUUGACAUCGUCUCACGCAUUCAAGCUCGAAGGGCUGCUGGUUUCGAACAGGAGCUGGAGACAUGCAAGCAGAAACUUGCUGUUGUCACCCAGGAGAACCUUAGUCUGCAAGAAGAGCUCGCCGAGACAUACCGAGCUAAGGGCCGGGUUGCUGACGCGUUCAAGGGUGCUAUGGACAAGAACAAGGAGCUUGAAAAAGAAGUGAAAUUCUAUCAAACCAGAAUGGCUGGAGCAUUUUCUGAAAGGGACAAGGCACUUAUGGAGGUUGAGAAGCUACAUAGUUCUGAGACUUCGUUGGUGGAUGAGGUUAAGGAGCUUCACAAAAGGUUAAUGCAGGCCAACGUAGAGUGCAGUGAACACGAAAAGAGUUACCUGGAUCUUCAAGAAAGUAUCAAACCUGUAUACGCAGCGAAUGAGAAGCUGCAAAUGGUUGUGGACAAGUUCUGGCUACUCCGACAAAAUGCAAGAGAGGACAAGGAUGAAUGUGAAGAUCCACUGAACAGAGCGCAAAUACUGCUUGAAGAUGAGGUCAGCAUUUGGACCUACGGGUUUAUGGUUGACCCUAAAUGGCAGGAAGAUUGUAAGGCGGCAGAGGUCAAUUUGGCGCGAGCUGAGGAAAAGUUUGUACGUGCAGAAGAAAUUUCUAACACGCUCAGACUCCAGCUGGAAGAGGAAAUUUUGAACCGAAAACAGUUUGAAGAGAGGCUUGGGCUUACCGAAGCUGCGUCAGCAAAUUUCAAGCUCCAGAUUGAAGAUGAAAUUAAUGCUCGAAGACUGGCAGAACACAAUGCUUCUGUAUAUUCAGAUCACUUGGCGAAGCUCAAAACAAAUUUCCAAAGUGAUCUGCAGCAGUUGCAAGGUCAGCACCGCAUGUUAAUAACAGAUGUGUCAGCUAUACUUCAAGAUGAGAGGACACAAAUGCUCCUAACAUCGGAGGCUUUAUUAUCUGAAAUAGAGAAAGAGAAAGAGAAAGAGAAAGUUGAAACGGCACGAGUAGAGACGUUGGUCGAGUUGCAGCACGAACCGGAGACAAGUGAGGUGGAGGUUACUUCAGAAGUGAGGCUCUCGAGCCCUCAUCUAGAGAAUGAACCAUCCCAGGUCACGAGCACAAGCAGGGAAGAAGAGGCUCUUCGCGACGCGAAUGUAUGGACAAAUAUGGAUGAUGAGAGCAAGAAAAUCCUUGCUCAGGCAUUACAAGAGAAGGUUGAAGCACUGCUUCUGCUAUCUCAGCAAGAGGAAAGACAUUAUCUGGAAUCAGCAACAAAGUCAGCUCUUGAGAGUCAAGUUACAGAGCUAAAGCAGAAGCUUGCACAGGUCACUGGUGAAAAAGUAAGUGCUCUUAUGGACCUAGCUGAGCAACGAAACGAAGUGCAUUAUCUUCAAGAACGAGAAAGGGAACUUGCACAACUACUCGAGCAACACAGGAGUACCAACGCCGGUGGAAGAUUGCUUCCUGCGACCUGGUCAGAGUCCAAGUUACAGGUUAUGCCUGAUGACUCCAGCAUUUUACCAGCCCUUCAAGAUAAACCUGUGGUGAAUCAUAAGCAACCUAGUACAGCCACUAGGGGUUAUCUCAAGACUUGGUUGCGAGGAUUGGAUAUCUCAUCAUCACCGUUCAAAUCUAUCGCUGCCAAUGGAAAUAAAGCUGUUACCCCUCCUGUCACUAUAUCGACCCGUCCGAGUGAUGACUCGAAUAACGGUGUUGCAAGGCUGCUGGUGGAGAAUGCAGCUCUUCAAGAGCGUGUGGCCAGUGUGCAACAUUUGGCACAGUCAGCACACCGCCUUCGUAUGAUUCUCGUCAAAGUUGCAACUGACUUGGAAGGGGAGCCUGAACCAAAAUCUAUACAGGCAGCCAUGGAUGUUGUGGAAACAGUGAAGGCAGAGGCCAGAAGGCUGAAAGUUGCUUUAGGAUGUUCGCUUCCUGUGAGCUAUCAAGGACCUCUUGAAAAUAGUCCUGAAGACCUGUAUGUUGUACCUUUGACAGAGGGCUUAGAGGUGAGUGAGGGUCAAACAAACGUUGCGUUAGAUUCAGUAUCCUUGGCCGGCAUAGAAAUUGCGGAGCUUCUGCUUGCUACAUCUGAACUUCAAAGAUCUGCUCUUCUUUGUAGGUUGGAUUCCCCUCAUACUGUCAAAACUUAAGAGUUAGUAAACGAUCACUAGUUGAACUGUAUUGAAAUUACGGUUUGGAGAGGUGCUAUCGCUGGAGUUCUACACCGAAAGUUUUCCAUGAAUUGUGAUUAUCCAGUAAUUGAAUCUGAAUAUAGCAGCUUGCUUCUGAUUGAGAAGGGCUGAGCAAUCUUUGCAAUCUCGUCACUUUCUCGC
Messenger RNA from Marchantia polymorpha subsp. ruderalis, 3456 nucleotides. NCBI's taxonomy places the organism in Eukaryota, Viridiplantae, Streptophyta, Marchantiopsida, Marchantiales, Marchantiaceae. The record is from the annotation of a GenBank genome assembly.